Limulus polyphemus (Atlantic horseshoe crab) is the source of this 1377-nucleotide messenger RNA. Its product is annotated as 5-hydroxytryptamine receptor 2A-like. The coding region runs from base 44 to 1306 and encodes 420 amino acids. Gene Ontology annotation, cellular component: membrane. The transcript has a single exon. Gene Ontology annotation, biological process: adenylate cyclase-activating adrenergic receptor signaling pathway. Gene Ontology annotation, molecular function: G protein-coupled receptor activity. The record is from RefSeq and is a predicted model, not a curated record. NCBI's taxonomy places the organism in Eukaryota, Metazoa, Arthropoda, Merostomata, Xiphosura, Limulidae.
UAAAAUAACAGCAGUAUAAUAUAGUGCUCCAAACUAAAUUAAUAUGACUGAAACAUUGUCGUUACGUUCAGAUUUAAAUAUAUCUGAUUUCGAUAAUUCCCAAGUUAAUGAUAUGGAUACUCAUGAUCCUAAUAUCAAUCAUUAUAAUAUUAAUAUAGUAAUAUAUUCCAAUUUCUCCGACUUCGAAAGUUUCUCGAACCAAAGAAGCGUUAUUCUCAUUGCAUUGAUUUCUGCUUUACUGGGCCUUCUUACUCUAAUUACGGCAAUUGGGAAUAUUUUCGUUAUUGCCGCCAUCUUAACAGAUCGAGUACUUCGAACAGUUGGCAAUUACCUUAUUCUUUCACUAGCCGUAGCAGAUUUAAUGGUAGCCUGUCUGGUGAUGCCUAUGAGCGCUGUGUACGAGAUUAUGCAAGAAUGGCAGAUGGGUUCAAUACUGUGUGACAUAUGGACUUCUUGUGACGUGUUAUGUUGUACGGCGUCCAUUCUUCAUUUACUGACCAUUGCCGUUGACCGUUACAGAGCCGUUACCCACGUUGAUUAUGUACGACAAAGAAGCCCUAGAGAUAUUGGGAUUAUGAUCCUGCUUGCUUGGAUCGUUGCUAUAGCGAUAUCAGUGCCCCCUAUUUUUGGAUGGAAAGAUGACGGUUUCCAAGAAAGAAUUGAAAGAGAAAAGAAAUGUUUAAUCAGCCAAGACGUCGCUUAUCAAGUAUUUGCUACGUGCUCCUCCUUCUACUUACCCCUGGUAGUCAUACUCGCUCUCUACUGGAGGAUAUUUCAAGAGGCCCGCAGACGAAUUCGUCACAAACCAGGAACAAAGAUUUCCCUUCAAGUAAAAAAAUCACCUUCAAAAUGUCCAGAACCACCUAACAGUGAAGUUACAACGGAAACAACUAAUUUUUCGACCCCAUCCUGUUCAACCGAUUCGAAUGCCGUUAGCCACACUUCAACACCAGCAAAGAGUAAAAUGAAAAAAGAGAAGUUUUCCCACUUCGAAACCAUCCUGAAAAAAGACAAAAGACAGGCAAGGGACAUUGAAUCAAAACGUGAAAAAAAAGCUGCUAAGACACUUGCAAUAAUCACUGGCGUGUUUAUCGUCUGCUGGAUGCCCUUUUUCGUUUUGGCAUUUAUUAUGCCCAUCUGCAACAACUGUUAUUUGGAUGAAAGACUUUUUACAAUGUCUCAGUGGUUGGGUUACACAAAUUCAAUGCUGAACCCAAUCAUUUACACGAUUUUCAGUCCAGACUUUCGUCAAGCUUUCAAAAAAAUGCUCUGCGGCACUUCUCGAAAGCUUAGAACAAACUUAUAAUUAGUUUAUGGAAAAAAAUAAAAAAUAGCGUCAUUAUUUAAAUGUUUAUUGAUUAUUUUAUAUAAACUUGA